CGCGUUUGGAGGUUGUGCCGGGCGCCAACAAUAAAGCCCUAAGCACUGACUGGUGAUGAUUUCAAAAAGUUGUGGUCUUGUAAGCAUGGCUGCUCUUACAGAGGAGCAACAGAGCCCCCACCCUCAGCUGCCUCCGGGCUUUAGAUUUCAUCCUACUGAUGAAGAGCUGGUAACCCAUUACCUCAGAAAGAAGAUCUCCUCUUCUCCUCUGCCUGUCUCCAUUAUAACAGAUGUGGAUCUGUAUAAGUUUGAGCCCUGGGAUUUGCCAGAUGGCUGUUUGGUUCUCAGGUCUGGCGAAAUUCGGAGAGCGAGAGUGGUAUUUCUUUAGCCCUAGAGAACGCAAGUAUCCGAACGGCGCCCGCCCAAACCGAACUGCAGGCUGCGGGUACUGGAAGGCCACGGGCAUUGACAAGCCUGUGAUCUUAUCAGGAAGCUCUCUUCAAGUGGGUGUGAAGAAAGCUCUGGUGUUCUACAAAGGCAAACCCCUCAGGGGCAUCAAAACCAAGUGGAUCAUGCAUGAGUACCGCCUCACCGACUGCAUCCGGCCCGUUUCUGCUUCACCAAGGAGAAAACGUUCCAUGCUGCUGGAUGCUUGGGUGCUCUGUCGGAUAUUCAAAAGAGUGAGUCAUUUGCCCGGAACAGGGGAAGCAGGGGAAGCUAUGACAUUUUCUACCCAACAGAAGUUACAAGAGCUGCCGCCCACACCCACUUUUCAGUCGUUUCAUGGGCUGAUGCAGAAGCAAGAGGAGGACUUUCUUGACAGUGUUCUCAGGAAGGAUGAUCCAUCUGAUGCAGGGGAUGCUCUGCCCCUGGCUGCUCAGGCUAUUCCCACAGAUUUGAUAUCCAACAAACUAAAGAGAAAUCUAUCAUUUGUUUUUGAUGAUAUCUGCUCUCUCAACAAUAACACUUCCUCUGUUUUUCAAUCCUUGAGUCCCUUGGAUGUGAGUGUGGACGAUUUCCAUCAAAUCUAUUCAUUGCCCUUCACUGAAAGCAGGCUGUGGAGCACUGAAACUGCUUGGUUAUCUUAGCCUUCUUCCAUGGGGGCUGAGAUCAAGAAUUGAGAAUAUGGAGCGAAGGAGAAUGACCCAAUAUCAAACGAUUGGUUCAAACUGUAAACUGUAUACAAAGAAUUUGAUUCAAAGAUUUCUGUUCCAAGUUUGA
Cryptomeria japonica (Japanese cedar) is the source of this 1161-nucleotide messenger RNA. RefSeq names its product NAC transcription factor 25. The record is from RefSeq and is a predicted model, not a curated record. Bases 231 to 1028 code for a protein of 265 amino acids. Lineage: Eukaryota; Viridiplantae; Streptophyta; Pinopsida; Cupressales; Cupressaceae. Gene Ontology annotation, biological process: regulation of DNA-templated transcription. Gene Ontology annotation, molecular function: DNA binding. The transcript has 3 exons.